This is a messenger RNA of Naegleria lovaniensis, 1587 nucleotides long. RefSeq lists its product as uncharacterized. Gene Ontology annotation, molecular function: metallocarboxypeptidase activity. The record is from RefSeq and is a predicted model, not a curated record. Lineage: Eukaryota; Heterolobosea; Eutetramitea; Acrasida; Naegleriidae. The coding region runs from base 1 to 1587 and encodes 528 amino acids. Gene Ontology annotation, biological process: proteolysis. The transcript is spliced from 2 exons.
AUGGCUUCAUCACUCCGCACUGUUUACACUCAUCUCGUCGAUCAUGUGAAAAAGUACAAGGUCUUGCAAUCUGUGAGUGCCUUGCUUGAAUGGGACGAACUUGUCAUGAUGCCAAACAAUGGUGCCGAUAGUAGAGGACAACAUAAAACCGUGGUAGCUUCAUUGGCUCAUGAUUUGCAAACCAAUCCUGUGAUUGAGCAAUAUCUUUCUCAGCUUGUGGAACAAGAUCAACAAGACAGCUCGACGGUCAAAGUCAAAUCAUGUUCGGAAUCUGCUUUCAAUGAACAUGAAAUCUCCAACAUUAUUCUCAUUCACAAGGAAUACCAACGAAACACCAAGAUUCCAAAAGAGUUGGUCGAGAGAGCCAGUGAGUUGUCAUCCCGAGGCUAUCAUACUUGGGUCAAAGCAAGAAAGAACAGUAAUUGGGCUGAAUUUGCAGGCGUUAUGCAAGAAUGGAUUGAUAUCAGACGCCAAAUGAGUCUGUUGAUUGCUCCUUCCAAGAACGUGUGUGAUACUUUGUUGGACGAGUAUGAUCCUGGAAUGACUUGCGAGGAGGUUGAUCGUGUCUUUAGCUACAUCAAGAAGGAGUUGGUUCCUUUGAUCCAAGCCAUCCGCAAAAAGGUACAAGAGCAACCUGAAAAGUAUGGUGAUGAAGCCUUGCUUUCCAAAGUACAAUCAAGCAACGAGGGUACCUUCCCGAUUGAGAAGCAAGCUGAGUUGGCCAAGCUUGUAGCAAAAGAUAUUGGCUUUAAUUUUGAGGGAGGUAGAUUGGACGUUUCCGUACAUCCCUUCUCUACUUCAUUCUCAACUGAUGAUUUGAGAAUUACCACAAGAUAUGACUCGAAAGAAUUUGUGAACGGAUUGGCAGGAGUCAUUCACGAAACAGGUCACUCACUCUAUGAAGGAGGUUUAAACAAAGCUUAUGCCUAUCAACCUGUGCAAGCAGCAUUGGGAACAACUAUCCAUGAAUCACAAUCUCUAUUUUGGGAGCGUCAUGUAGGAUUGUCAUUGCCAUUCUGGAAGAAGUGGUAUCCAGUAGCAGAAGAAAUGUUCCCCUAUCUCAAGGAAAAGAAUAAUUCCAUCGACGACGUCUAUAGAGCUGUAAAUGUUGUUACAUUGAAUAACUUUAUCAGAAUUGAGAGUGAUGAGUUAACAUAUCCAAUGCACGUUAUUUUGAGAUUUGAAAUUGAAAAGGCCCUCUUUGACGGUUCUCUUAAGGUUGAAGAUGUGCCAAAAGCUUGGAAUCAAAAGUUUAAGGAAUAUCUCGGAUUGGAUGUUCCAAGCGAUUCCAAGGGUGCCUUACAAGAUGUACACUGGUCUUCAGGUGCAUUCUUUUAUUUCCCAACAUACUUAUUGGGUGCUGCUGCAUCUGCUCAAAUUUCUUCAUCCAUUCCUGACUUUGAGAAACACAUUCAGGAAAAUAAUUAUCCAUUCCUAAAGAAUUGGUUGAACGAAAACAUUCAUGAAAGAGGCAGUGUCACCUUGAACUCGAAUCGAUUGCUUGAAGUGGCCACAGGUCAAAAAUUGAAUGCAGAAAUUUUUAUCAACUACCUCAAGAACAAGUACUCCAAGUUGUACGACCUUUAA